Messenger RNA from Owenia fusiformis, 2107 nucleotides. The record is from the annotation of a GenBank genome assembly. Lineage: Eukaryota; Metazoa; Annelida; Polychaeta; Sabellida; Oweniidae.
UAGCUUACUGUUUGGUGUUAUUUGGGAACAAUGGUAUACCUAUAGCUGUUUAGCUGAUAUUGACAUUUUGAGAUGACCAAAAAUAAUGAGCUGAUAAGUGUAAGCAUAUAGGGAUCAAUACUCAUAUAAAUACUGCAAAAGGUUUAGACAUUAAUGUGAGCAGCAACCAGCAACAUGGGGCUUUUGCAAGUAAUCUUCAACUUCCUACUGGAAAAUCUGACAGAAACACUACUGUUCUUGGUGUUAUGCAUUAUUGUAUGGAGAUAUAUGCAACCAAGUCCCUAUGUGUUACCUCCAGGACUUAGGCGUUGGCCAAUCAUAGGGAGUCUGGGUUUAUUCUUACCAACAAAAGAAGAUCCAAGUGGAGCAAAAAGGAUUUUAAGUCUGUCAAAGAAGUUAAAGUCAGACAUGAUAGGGCACUAUUUUGGCUCUCAAUACACCAUAUUCUUACAGGAUUAUGAUGAUAUAAAGCAAAUCUUUGGAAUGGACGCAUUUGCUGGCCGUGAAAAGAGUGGUAUUUGGGAAAUAUUCUUUGGUGGUUUGAUUGGAUCUAGUGGUCCUCGAUGGAAAGAACAGCGCAGAUUCACUUUAAGCACACUUCGGGAUUUCGGCCUUGGAAAAAACAAAUCAGAACUGAUAAUUCAUUCAGAAAUUGAACAUUUACUCGAUCAGUUUGAAACAUACAAUGGUGAGCCAAAUGAUGUAUCAAUUCUUAUAAACAGUGCAGUUUCAAAUAUUAUUUGCUCUUUGAUAUUUGGACAUAGAUUCGAUUAUAAAGACUCAACAUUUAACUACAUGUUGGACAUAAUGGAAGAACAUUUCAACAGGAAUAUAAUUCCAGUUUCAUUCGGAUGUAUGUUCUUUGGAACAAAAUUCAUGUCCUGGUUGCCUGGAGAUAUUUUCAAAGUAAAGCGGACCAAAAAAAUAAUGGAAGAAAUGCGAUCAUCAAUUUUUAAAACUGAGUUUGAAAAUCAUCGUGAAAAGUUUGAUCCAAAGAACAUUGAUGACUACAUGGAUGCGUUUAUCUUAGAAAUGAAGAAAAGGGAAAAUAAGACAGAUGAAGAACAUUGGUUCACGCAGGAACAACUGAACUUGAACAUAGAGGACCUUUUCCAAGCAGGAUCAGAAACAACUACUACCACAAUAAAGUGGGUUAUUGUUUACAUGAUGCACCAUCCAGAGGUACAACAGAGAAUUCGGGCUGAGAUUCACAACGAAGUUGGAACAGAAAGAUUUCCAUCUAUGCGUGACAAGGUCAAUCUUCCUUAUACUGAAGCAGUUUUAACUGAGAUUCAGCGUAUUCAGGUUCUGACACCUCUCACUGCUGGAAAUGGAAGUACAUUUGAAACCCCUACAACUAUAAAGGGAUACACUCUACCACCUGGAACGACCUGUUAUGCAAACUUCUAUGCUGUCCAUAAUGACCCAAAGCACUGGGAAUCACCAGAACAAUUCAAUCCUGAACGGUUUUUGGAUGCCAAUGGAAAGUUUCGUCCAAGUGACAAGAUGUUGACUUUUUCAACAGGAAAGAGGUCAUGUAUUGGUGAAGGACUUGCAAGAAUGGAACUAUUCCUGUUCUGUACUGCAAUACUUCAAAGAUUUAAAAUUACAAAUCCUGGCGCAAAAGAACUGCCAUCCUUAAUGCCAAUACGUGGUAGUUCCACUAUGUGUCCAGAACCUUAUGAAGUGUGUCUUAAUGUGGACUAGACUUCUACCCACUUUCUCUCAAGAGAGUGGUCAUUGAGACAUUCACUGAUCCCUACCUUAGUAUUCAAAGCCUGUACACAUAUUUCUUACCUUAGUUGAUUCUCCGUCAUUCUCAGAACAAGAGCACAAAAGUUGCAACAAUUUCCAAUCACUUCACGUCUACACAUUGUUAUUUUAGAGAAUUAGAAUCCUCUUUUAUUAAUGUGUGUUUAAUUUGAUUGGUCAAAUCACAAGUAGUUGUACACAAUCUUUAAUUAACUCCUUCUCAAAAUUGAUAUUUUAUUUCAUUAUACUGAAAUGUAAUCAGGCAAUAGUGUGAUCAAGGUAAAUCAUUUGGACAGUUUAGAAUCAAUUGAGGUAAGAGAUAAGUAAACAAUCAGAACAGCACAUAGUACUUUCU